ACCCUCUCAUGGCCCUGUCUUUAUCUCCCGGAACCCCAGUUAUUUGUAGUAGAGGAUCAACAGUGGCUGAGCUUCCAACGCAGGAUUUGGUAUCAUUUGAGGAUGUAGCUGUGUUUUUCUCCGUGGAGGAGUGGGCUCUGCUGGAUUCUGAGCAAAAAGCCCUGUACCAAGAGGUCAUGCUGGAAAACAAGAGGAACGUGGCCUCAUUAGGUGACAGAUGGGAGAUGGAGGUUUCUGGCCAAGAGGCAGCAGCACCUUUGCCAAAAGACAAAAAGGAAGUUGCAGAAAAGAUGUAUGGAAAGCAAAGUUUGAAGCAAAACCAGCUAACAGGGGAGUUGGAGAAUUGCUCUGGUUUACCUUGUCCAGAUACCAAUGUCUUAUUGGACACCGAUGAUUGCCAUGAAAAACAAGUGUGUUCAAGGUGUGGAAAAAGACUCUGUGAUGAAUCUGGAUUAUGUGACUGUGGUGAAAGCCCUGCUGGAGAGAAACAAGAUGAAAGCAGGCAACACCCCAGAAGGAGCCUUCCUCCUCCUUUACAUGAAAGAAUAGAAGGAGGGAAACCAUACAAAUGUACAGAGUGUGCAGAAAGCUUCAGUACAAGCCGCUCUCUUGCUUCACAUAAAAAGAUUCACAAAGCAGGGGAGCCACACAAAUGUCUAGAUUGUGGAAGGACCUUCAGACAGAAAAAGCACCUUAAUUCACACAGGAGGGUCCACAAAGAGAAGCAGCAGCAUCAAUGCAUCCCCUGUGGAAAGUCCUUUGGAAGCAGCACCUCCCUUACUUCCCACCAAAGCGUCCACAGAGAGGAGAAGUUGCAUCAAUGCAGGGAGGGUAGAAUGAGGUUUACUCAGAGCAAGGAACUGAAUUCCCGGAAAAAAAGCCCCACUGGGAAGAAAUCAUAUAAAUGCCUAGAAUGUGGGAAGAGCUUCCGCUCUGCAAGUGACCUCACUUGCCAUAAUAGGAUCCAUACAGGGGAAAAGCCGUAUCAUUGCAUGGUGUGUGGAAAGAGCUUCGCACAAAAAAGCAAUUUCAAUUUACAUAAGAGGAUCCACACUGGAGAGAAGCCGUAUAAAUGCACAGUGUGUGGAAAAUGCUUCAGUGCCCGAUGUAAUCUUACUUCCCAUAAGAGGAUCCACACAGGGCAGAAACCCUAUGAAUGCCUGGAAUGUGGAAAAAGCUUUAGCGGAAGCGGUGCUCUAACCUUACAUAAUAGGAUGCAUAAAGGGGAGAAACCUUAUCAAUGCCUGAACUGUGGAAAAAGGUUCAGUCAAAAAGUUAAUCUUAAGUCACACGAGAUGAUCCACACGGGAGAAAAACCGUAUCAAUGCACCAAUUGUGGGAAGAGCUUCAGUAAUCCAUAUACUCUUACUGUCCAUAAAAGGUCCCACACAGGUGAAAAGCCUUAUAAGUGCCCUGAAUGUGACAAAUGCUUCACUGAUUCGGGGAAUCUCUCUCGUCACAAAAGGCUCCACACUGGAGAGAAA
Molecule: messenger RNA, 1484 nt
Organism: Notechis scutatus (mainland tiger snake)
Lineage: Eukaryota; Metazoa; Chordata; Lepidosauria; Squamata; Elapidae
Source: RefSeq, a predicted model, not a curated record